AUGGCUAUUUGGAACGCGACAAUUGAUGGAAGAUGUGUCCUCUGCAGCCAGCAUAUGGAGACACGUGACCAUCUCUUCUUCUCUUGCCCAUACUCGGCGGCAGUCUGGGGCAGAUUAUCUCGAAACCUGAUGGGAAGCCACUUCUCAACAAACUGGAAUGAUAUUGUCCUCUUUGUAUCGCAGAAGAAGCUUGACAGAGUUGAACUGUUCCUCACACGCUAUGUCAUGCACACUACCGUCUAUGCAUUAUGGAGAGAAAGGAACGCUAGGAAACAUGGGGAUGUCUCGACACCAUCAGCAGUACUCUUCAGAACCAUCGACAGACUUGUCAAAAACAGAGUUAUGUCGUUGAACUCUCCUCAUGAAAAGAGAUUCACGAUGGGUUUUCAAGUAUGGAUUGGAGCUGUGAGUUAG
Messenger RNA from Brassica rapa (field mustard), 414 nucleotides. RefSeq lists its product as uncharacterized. The record is from RefSeq and is a predicted model, not a curated record. Lineage: Eukaryota; Viridiplantae; Streptophyta; Magnoliopsida; Brassicales; Brassicaceae.